AGAGAGACAGACACGCCUCACCCCCACCACAAGAACACCAAAGCCACAUCCCAUCCAUCUCCACGGUGAGGCUUGAGCGAUCCGAGCAAAAAAAAUCAUCCGCGACGCAGCGACGCAGGUUUGUUCUCUGAUCUCUCUGGUUCUUCUUUUAGCAGCAGGGACGCACAACACAAGAAAAGGUCCGGUUCAAGAGGCUCUUCUGUUGGGUUUUUUUAGAAUCCUCAAGAGAAGCGUGUUCUUGGGUUAGGAUUUUUUUCUCACCUCAUAACACCUCUCCUAGGAGGAACAGAGAUCCAGAGAACCUUUUUUCUCUUCUGGAUCCUUGCCGCCUUUUGGCGUUCGAAAGGGGGUUGUUUUGCAAUACCCUCUCUCUGUUUUUUUUUUCUUUCUUGGCACAAACCCACCUCGUUUCUCUACUUUUAUUGAGGAACAGAGCUGGUUUUCCAAAAAAAAAAAUUCUGCUUUGAUUUUCCAUAAAGAAAACCUCUCAGCCUCUUUCUUCUAGCUCCAUCCAAGCUGUAGUCCUAAUGGCCGCAGCCAUCGACAUGUACAAGUACUACAAUACCAGCGCACACCAGAUCCCCUCCUCAUCCCCCUCGGAUCAGGAGCUCGCGAAAGCACUCGAGCCUUUUAUAACGAGUGCUUCCUCCUCUUCAUCCUCCUCCCCCUACCAUGGCUACUCGUCCUCUCCAUCCAUGUCCCAAGAUUCUUACAUGCCUACACCCUCUUACACCAGCUACGCCACCUCGCCUCUUCCCACUCCCGCCGCCGCCUCCUCCUCGCAGCUUCCGCCGCUCUACUCGUCGCCUUAUGCGGCGCCGUGCAUGGCCGGCCAGAUGGGCCUGAACCAGCUCGGCCCGGCCCAGAUCCAGCAGAUCCAGGCCCAGUUCAUGUUCCAGCAGCAGCAGCAGCAGCAGAGGGGCCUGCACGCGGCGUUCCUGGGCCCGCGGGCGCAGCCGAUGAAGCAGUCAGGGUCGCCGUCGCCGCCGCCGCCGCUGGCGCCGGCGCAGUCGAAGCUGUACCGCGGCGUGCGGCAGCGCCACUGGGGCAAGUGGGUGGCGGAGAUCCGGCUCCCGAAGAACCGCACGCGGCUGUGGCUCGGCACCUUCGACACCGCGGAGGACGCGGCGCUCGCCUACGACAAGGCGGCCUUCCGCCUCCGCGGCGACACGGCGCGCCUCAACUUCCCGGCCCUCCGGCGCGGCGGCGCGCACCUCGCCGGCCCGCUGCACGCCUCCGUGGACGCCAAGCUGACCGCCAUCUGCCAGUCCCUGUCGGAGUCCAAGUCCAAGAGCGGCUCGUCCGGCGACGAGUCGGCCGCGUCCCCGCCGGACUCCCCCAAGUGCUCGGCGUCGACGACGGAGGGAGAGGGGGAGGAGGAGUCGGGCUCCGCCGGCUCCCCUCCUCCUCCUCCUCCUCCCCCGACGCUGGCGCCGCCCGUGCCGGAGAUGGCGAAGCUGGACUUCACGGAGGCGCCGUGGGACGAGACGGAGGCCUUCCACCUGCGCAAGUACCCGUCCUGGGAGAUCGACUGGGAUUCCAUCCUGUCAUGAGCAAUAACAGCUCCGUGUAAUUUUCUACUGUUUGGUUUUUGCGGCUGCGUUGGCCCGAUGGCAUUUUAGACGUCGGCCAUGGCGGCUGCAAGUAGCAAGUGAGUAACUAGCUAGCUAGUACAUCGUCGUCGUCCAGUGUUGUGAAGCAGAGUUAAGUACAUGCGUGCUAAUCUCCUGGUUGAGCUGCCGGUUGUUUUUUCUCACGGCACGGCCAGUCGAGAAGAGUCAGUAGUGUAAUCUCGUGGUUUUAUGAUCAUCUGUUGCAGCUUAUGUAUGGAACUUUGUCUAUCUA
This is a messenger RNA of Zea mays, 1845 nucleotides long. RefSeq lists its product as uncharacterized. Lineage: Eukaryota; Viridiplantae; Streptophyta; Magnoliopsida; Poales; Poaceae. Gene Ontology annotation, molecular function: DNA-binding transcription factor activity; sequence-specific DNA binding. Gene Ontology annotation, cellular component: nucleus. Gene Ontology annotation, biological process: regulation of DNA-templated transcription. The record is from RefSeq and is marked validated. The transcript has a single exon. Bases 528 to 1553 code for a protein of 341 amino acids.